Vicia villosa (hairy vetch) is the source of this 2334-nucleotide messenger RNA. Its product is annotated as CLP protease regulatory subunit CLPX1, mitochondrial. The record is from RefSeq and is a predicted model, not a curated record. Gene Ontology annotation, cellular component: mitochondrial matrix. Gene Ontology annotation, molecular function: ATP hydrolysis activity; ATP binding; ATP-dependent protein folding chaperone. Bases 263 to 2026 code for a protein of 587 amino acids. Gene Ontology annotation, biological process: protein catabolic process; protein folding; proteolysis. The transcript has 15 exons. Lineage: Eukaryota; Viridiplantae; Streptophyta; Magnoliopsida; Fabales; Fabaceae.
ACGGAUAAAGGAAAUUAAAAAAAAAAAAAAAAACCGAUAGAGGUGUUUGAUCCCUUCCCGCAAACUCAAUUCUCUUAAUAAGACAACACUUUUUCUCUUCAAGACACAAUUCCGAUUUCAUUCAUCCACACACAACACAACAACAUCAUAUUCAACCUCAACCAAACACUACCCACGAAUCCAUGUUUUUUUUUCUUUCUAUCUGACAUAAAAUCAAACACCUAACAGUCACAAAUCAAAUCAACCUUGUUCCAUUUCAUCCAUGGCUGCUGCUGCUGCGUUUCGAUCGAAGCCUUCAAACUACAAAGAUAAAGCAACCCUUGCGUUAUCUCAGUUGCGGUACUUCGCUUUCAACUACACAAACGCUGGUAAUUCUCACUCUCCACCUCGCUCACCGUUAAUCAACACUCCUUAUCACUUCACUUCCUUCAAACCCCUUUCUCUCCGUGGCGAUUUUGCUCACAACAACCAAAAGGGUCGUAGUAGCACCGCUCAUUUCGAUGACUCUACCACACCCGAUCAAAACCCUAAUCUUGUUCCUUAUGAUAGAACGGCUUAUAGGGUUCUUGUUUCUUCGUUUGGGGAUCCUCCUGAAGUUUGGUCCGGUGCUGGAAUUGUUGUUCGCCCGGGGAAUUCUGGUUAUGAUGUUUCUGGUGGCGGUGGAGGUGGUGGUGGCGGUGCUAGCUCCGGUGGUGAUUCUGGGUCGGCGAAUUUGAAAGAUGGGUGUUGGGGUGGGUCUAACUUGGGAGGUAGUUUCCCUACUCCGAAGGAAAUUUGUAAGGGGCUUGAUAAGUUUGUAAUUGGACAAGAGAGAGCUAAGAAGGUGCUUUCUGUGGCAGUUUAUAAUCACUAUAAGAGAAUCUUUCAUGAAAAGUCCAUGUGGCCUGCAGGAGAUUCAAGUAAUGAUGUUAAAACUGAUGUUGUUGACGACGAUGAUGAAGAAGUUGAACUUGAGAAAAGUAAUAUCCUUUUGAUGGGGCCAACAGGAUCAGGGAAGACAUUACUUGCUAAAACCCUGGCUAAGUUUGUAAAUGUUCCCUUUGUUAUUGCCGAUGCAACUACACUCACUCAGGCUGGUUAUGUUGGAGAAGAUGUGGAGUCCAUAUUAUACAAGCUCCUCAUGGCUGCAGAUUAUAACGUGGCAGCUGCUCAGCAAGGCAUUGUUUACAUUGACGAAGUUGACAAGAUUACCAAAAAGUCGGAAAGCCUUAAUAUCAGUAGAGAUGUCUCUGGUGAAGGUGUUCAGCAGGCAUUACUGAAGAUGCUUGAGGGAACGGUUGUCAAUGUUCCCGAAAAGGGAGCUCGAAAGCAUCCAAGAGGUGACAAUAUUCAGAUUGACACAAAGAAUAUACUUUUCAUUUGCGGAGGAGCCUUCAUUGACUUAGAGAAAACAAUUUCUGACAGGCGCCAAGAUUCUUCUAUUGGAUUUGGAGCACCUGUACGUGCAAAGAUGAGAGCCGGCAGUAUCACAGAGGCAGCUGUUGCAUCAUCCUUAUUAGGAACUGUUGAAAGCAGUGAUCUUAUUGCAUAUGGCUUAAUUCCUGAAUUUGUUGGACGGUUUCCUAUUCUUGUCAGUCUGUCAGCUUUAACUGAAAAUCAACUCAUUCAGGUCCUUACAGAACCGAAGAGUGCUCUAGAGAAGCAAUACAAGAAGACAUUCAAAAUUAAUGGAGUGAAACUACACUUUACGGAAAAUGCUCGCAAAUCAAUUGCAAAAAAAGCAAUGUCUAAAAAUACUGGGGCUCGGGGCCUACGUGCAAUAAUAGAGAAUGUUUUAGCAGAUGCCAUGUAUGAGAUUCCCGAUGUCAGAACAGGCGACGAUGUUAUAGAUGGUGUUGUUGUUGAUGAAGACUCUGUUGGACUUGGAAGUGAAGGCCUUAUGAAAGGCGCUAAAAUCCUUUAUGGUAGAGGUGCAUUGGAUCGUUAUCUUUCCGGGGAGAAGAACGAUUCAGAGACAGUGGAGAUUUCCGGUGGAGGAGAUCAAGAAGCAGAAACAGAACUUCCUUCCAUUGUUGCCAGCAUGUAAUCAAUCCUUUGCUGGUAUUCAUUGUAGUUUAUCUUUGUACAUAAUAACUAGUUGAUACAUUUAAUAAAACAAUAUAAAGGGUAAGUAGAUUCAGAUUGCCCCACAUGGAUUGGGUCGAAAUCAAUGUACUAUAAGAGUAGUUUCAAGAGUGGCCUCCCGAGGUUAGUUUCACAAAAGCACAAAUCAUAGUGAGAAUACCUUACUCAUUGAUGUAGUUUUGGGGCAACACUGGUGGAAGGGACUAAAUGUAUAUCACUCUAUAAGAUUCCUGUUCUUUAUUUUGUUAUAAACUCGGCCAUUUGACUUAA